Molecule: messenger RNA, 3040 nt
Organism: Hippoglossus stenolepis (Pacific halibut)
Lineage: Eukaryota; Metazoa; Chordata; Actinopteri; Pleuronectiformes; Pleuronectidae
Product: nuclear factor 7, ovary-like
Exons: 2
Coding region: 776-2407 (543 amino acids)
Molecular function (GO): protein binding; zinc ion binding
Source: RefSeq, a predicted model, not a curated record
AACAAUCAAGGCUUAUUUUAAGGAGCCACAUUUAAAUUUAAUGGAGGCAUUUUACUGUAUCAAAUAACGAAUACUUAUAACGAUGAAAGUAUUUACUUAUUUGUAGUCAUUAGAUGGCACACUCUUGAUCAACUUUUACAGCGAUCCAUAUGACAGCCACAACAACCUAUAACCUAAUUUCUUUAAUGUCAGUUUUAAGAAAAAUUCAUAAUACAAUGGCAUGACAAAAUGAAUUAUAGAUCACAUUGAAAGAAUAAGAGGGCUCAAAUAACCGAGGAGAAUGAUUAAGUACUUUGAUGAUGUGAUUUACCAAAUCCUAAACCUAUACACAUAUUGCACUAUUGUAUCAAAGCUGCAGCAGCGUGAAGAGUGGCUCUAUCAGAGAACUGGUAAAUUUGUUUUUAUAGUGGAAUGGAAAUAAUGGGAUCAACAGUUCAGCAAAAAUUCAUUUUGUGAUCUUCUAUGUCUUAUGUUGUGUCUUCUGAGACUCACCCUCUGUCCAACAGGCUCAUCUAGUCAGUCUUGCUGAACAGCUUCAGCGGCAUUCUGUUGUAAACACACACACACAUACAAACACACACACACAUACAAACACACACACAUACAAACACACACACACACACACACAAAGACACUUUGAAGGAAGAGGUGGGGCCACACUGAAUGGUUGAAGUCACAUCCCCCCCAGUUGGAGCGACAGCUGCAGUCAAUACAAGACUCUGCUUCUACGAAGAACAAUUGAAAUUGUGUUCCUGCUGGCCCCAGUGUGUUCAGCAUGGCAGCUGUCACCUGUGUGCUAUGGGAGGACAACUUUCUGUGCUCUAUCUGCCUGGACGUGUUCACAGCUCCCGUCACCAUACAGUGUGGACACAACUUCUGCAAAGCCUGCAUCAUUGAAAACUGGAGAAUCAAUAGAAAACGCCAGUGUCCCGUCUGCAAAAAGUCUUUCGACACCAGAACUGAGGUGCACGUCAAUACCUUCAUAUCUGAGAUGGUUGCUCAGCUGAGGCAGUCGGCCAUGAAAAAAUCCUUGGAAGUUGCCCUAGCAGGUGAGGUUCCCUGUGAUAUCUGCGCUGGGACCAAGCUGAAGGCUCUCAAGUCCUGCCUGGUGUGUCUGUCCUCGUAUUGUGAGACUCACCUGGAGCGACAUCGGACAGUGUCAGGGCUGAAGAGACAUAAGCUCAUCGAGCCUCUGGUCAACCUUGGUGGCAGAAUGUGUACAAAGCACGAUGAACUCAUGAAGCUGUUCUGCAAGACAGACCAGAUGUGUGUGUGUCACCUUUGCUAUGAGCUUGACCACAACUCACACCAUGUUGUAACCCUGAGUGAGGAAUGUGAAGAAGAGAAGGCUAAGCUGGCGAGUACGGAGGCUGAAUUUCAGUACAUGAUCGAGGAGAGGCAGCUGAAGGUGCUGGAGCUCAGAGGGUCAGUGCAGCUCAGCAAAGAAGCUGCAGACAAAGCAGCAGCAGAUGGUGUACCUGUCUUCACUGUCCUGAAGCAGCUUUUGGAGACGGAUCUGUCCAAGCUCACAGAAGAGAUCAAGAGGAAACAGGAAAUUACAGCAAAUCACGCCAAGGGCCUUAUGGAAGAGCUGGAUCGGGAGAUCUCCGAGCUGACAAGGAGAAACGAUGAGGUUAAGCAGCUGUCACGCUCUGACGAUCCCCUCCACCUCCUCCAGAACUCCUCAUCCCUGAGGACCUUCCCACCCACUAAAGACUGGGAGAAAGUCAGCCUCCAUCAGCCAUCGUUUGAGGGGACCGUGGCAAGAGCCGUGGCCCGCCUCAAAGAGACACUCAGCAGAGACACAAUGGCCCUGCUCGAGGCUGAACUAAAGAGGGUGCAGCAGUACGCAGUGGACGUGACCCUCGACCCUAACACGACACACCCCACACUCACCCUGUCUGUUGAUGGGAAACAAGUGAAUCACAGUGAUGUGGACAUGACUCUUCCAGACAACCCGGACAGAUUCUCUACUUGCAUCCUUGUCUUGGGGAGGCAGAGUUUCUCCUCCAGCAGGUUUUACUAUGAAGUCGAGGUUAAAGGGAAGACUAAGUGGGAUCUGGGAGUGGCCAGUGGUUUGGCAAACAGGAAAGGACUAGUCACUUCAAGCCCAGAAGCCGGCUACUGGACCCUGCAGCUAAGGAAUGGAAAUGAGUACACAGCUCUUGCCGACCCUGACAUCUUGCUCCCGCUGAAAUCGCGACCUCAGAGGGUGGGGGUGUUUGUAGAUUAUGAGGAGGGUUUAGUCUCAUUUCAUGACGUUGACACUGCAGAUAUUAUCUACUCCUUCACUGGCUGCGCCUUCAACGGCAAACUCUACCCUUUCUUCAGUCCUUGCUUCGACGACGGAGGUGUAAACUCUGCCCGUCUCAGAAUCUCUUCUGUUCAUGAAGCUGAUGUUAUAUAAAGCUAUCCAUAGAUAUUGUGGCAAUAAUCAUCCUCACACUUUAACAUUGUUUUAAUUGUUUUGGCCAAGUUAAUGUUGGUAGAGUUGUUUCAUGUAUCUGUUACUUUUACUUUUAGCAGACUUGAUGUGUAGAUAUGCAAUUUUUAAUCCAUUCAUAACAGAAUGUUGCGCUAAAUAAAUGUAUUAUUAUUAUUAUUGCUUAACAGAGAUAGAAUAACAGAAGUGGUGCACAUAGCAUACCUCACAAUCCUCUUUCACAUUUUUCUUAACUUGUUAUUAAUUGUUUUAGACGUAAUAGAGCCUUGUGAUUUAAAUCUAUCUAUUGUUGUGUAUUUAGUAUUUUGGUUUUGGUUCCAGGGUUGAAACUAAUUUGUAAGUUGAAAAAACUACUAUUUAUUUGCUUCAAUGUGAUGUUGUAUUUUAUGUUUUAUAAUUGAAUAUUGUAGUUUCUUGUUUUUUCUAUAUUUUAUCUGUAUUUAUCUUUUGUAAUCAGCAGUGGCUGGACAGGGUAUGGUCACUGUCAUUUCCAUGGUUUUAUGGAUGAAUAAAUUGAAUCUUGAAUCUUGGAUAAGCCGGUGCUCAUCUGCCAAUGUCACGUCCAGCUGACUAUUAUUAUAAAAUUGACAUCUUGUU